GAAGAAAUUGAAAUGAAAGAAUAUAAAUAUAAAUUGACAGUGUCAAAUUUUCCAACUCAUUGGGGUGAAAAUGAAUUAAAGGAAUUCAUUUUGAAAUUGCAUGGCCCAGUAGAUAUGUUUUACAUGUCAAUAGAUAAGCGGCAUUAUUUUGUCGGCACUAUACAGCUACAUUUUAGCACAAAAGAUGAUUGGAAGAAGGCGUGGGAUGAGUUUAAUGGAAAAUGUGCUGAUGACCAGAGGAUAUUUGCUCAUGUUGAUGAUUUCAUGGACUCAGAUACCGACACGGAAAGUGCAGAGCCUCCAAUCAAAAAGAUAAGAGAGAACAUAGAACCAGAGGAUAAUUCAAAGUCCGACAUUGAUGUAUGGGAAACUGAUCCCAAAGGCUUGUACGGAUUGAAACCCGAGUUCUUACAGACUUUAGGAAUAACACCACCAAUAGACAGAUGGGUGCAUGUUUCUAAUGUAAGGUGUGACAAGAAUGAACUAAAAGAAGUAAUGGAGUUAGCAGGAGAGGUGUUAAUGUGCACUGUGUCAUUCUUUGCUGCCAAUGUGAAAUAUGCGAAGGUCAUGUAUUCUCAUCCUUUAGAGGCAGUUCAGGCAAUAUCAAUGUUAAAUGACCAAGAACUAUAUGGAGCGAAGCUUAAAAUAGUAAUGGACCACCUUGAUAGUAAUCUUACACACGUACUGCCAAAGGGACUCAAAUCUGUGGGACCAGGUUUAGGAGUUAUGGGUGUUCAUUUAAGGGAUGUUGUCCGCCAAUAUGAACGAUAUGUUAAAGGCUUCAACUCUGGUGUUAACAAGGAGUUUUUUCUAGAAAUAGAUGGCCACAAUUACUGCAAAACUGUCUCCCGAAAUAGAUCGCGGAAUUAUUCUCAAGGUCAUGUAACAAAAUCUUUGAAUUUGAUGCCUUUAAGGCAUCAAAUACCGCAACCUGUACCACCAGCAUCUUAUGCUGGCAAUUAUAGACCUAACGGUCCUAUUAAUUAUGGUUCUCAGACCAACCCUGGACAUAUGGGGCAUCCUGUAAUACCCAGUCAUAUGUGUCCUAUGCCCAAUCCUGGUCCUUCAGGGCCGAUGGUCCCUAACAUUCCAUUGAAUUGCCCUGUGGGUCCAGUUGGGCCUAUUGGGCCAGUAUGUCCCCCACGGCAAAUGGGUCCAAAUAUCCCGGUUAAUGGCCCACGACCCGUGGGGCCAGUACCUGCACCUGUCGGCCUCGUACCAAGACCUGGUAACCCCGGUGUAGGACCACGAGGGCCAGUUGCAGCCGUUGCUGGUCAGAGUCCCAGUGCUAGUCCGGGUCCGAUGAGUACUGUAGCAGUACAGCAACCUCAAGAACAUGUUACAGUGGAGCUUAGUAAUCUUCCACUGUCAACGACAUUCCCGUUGCUCUGCGACAAGAUGGCGCAGUGCGGUGCGGUAAUGUCCCUGCAGUUAGGCGCGCCGGGCUGCGCCAUCGUACAGUUCGCCAACCGCAUGUCUGCUGAGAAAUGCCACAAGCAAUACAAUCAAUGCCUCGUUAUGGGUAACGUGAUUGAGGUGAAAUUCCUUUAAACACGGUCAUUGCGGUGGGUAUGUAUACUCUUUAUUUUCAGGAUUAUAUUUUCUUCAAUUCCCGCAGUUGUUUACAUCAAUUCAAUUCGGAAGGUUUAACAUCUCUUCCAAAGGUAAUUGUUUCUAUCAGUUUUUUAAAAGUACUAAGUCUAUCAGUAUUUAUGCAAGAAAAGUCUAGGUAGCACUUACGAAAUUACACGAAAUUACACGACGCGUUAUUUAAAACAAGAUGUAUUCUAGAUAGGGUUGCAAUGCAUGUAUAAUAUACAUAACGGAAGCAGUGUGCCCUUCAAAGGGAAGGGACUUCUGGGAUUGGUAACCUUUUCAACCCGUUACACGUCUUAGAGACACACGAUGUUCCUAACGAUUUUGGUACUGUUCUAGAGCCACGUCGUGUCUCUAAAGUGCAGCUGUGUUUUCAUCCACUAUUAUAUAUAUAUAUAAAAAAUAUUUUUACCUGCAUCGUUAGGGCAACGUGAGUUUCUAGGAUGCGUACAACUCUAUUUCCAGGGCUGGGCAAAAUACUUACUGUCUUAAUUAAAAUAUAACACAAAAUAUAUUUUACUCCAAAAAGCCAAUAAUGUUACCAUUUUGUGUUGUAAUGUUACCAUUUCAUUGUGUGCGUUAUUUAUUUCUAAGCUAACAACCGUCGAGACCAAUUUAAUGAGCCCAUAGACCAUAUGUUCCCAAACGUUUUGACUCACCGCCUUUAGUAGGCAAGAUAAACAAAUUUCAACCGUCCCCCUAGGACACUUCACCGCCCACUGGGGGGUAAGGACCACUUUGGGAAACGAUGCCAUAGACUAUACUUCUACUGUAGGCGGUUGAGGAGUUGGGUAGUCUGCAGGCUGUCCUGGUUGCAGCAUUAGAUCAAAUUUACCAUGUUUAUUGCAGUGUCAUCGGAUUUCCGUAGUAUAUACGAAGUGAAAUAAAUAUUCAUUUCAUAACUGAGGUCCGUACACUAAUUGGGAAAAGAACUGAUGACCUUUAAACAAUUGGUCAGAUGAUUAUUACAACAAAGAUCGAAUAUAAAAGAUCGAUAUCGAUAAUAAAAGAUCACCUGUGGCUCAGUUGGUAAGAGCAAUGCUACGGUGCAGCAUGGUCGUGGGUUCAAGUCCCACUGGGUCGAAGAAAUUUUUCUGUGUUCUAUUUUUGUGUUAAUAAUCAUAACAAAACUAGUGGAAUUAUUCCACAUAAAGUCUAUAUAAUACAGUUGGUCAGAUGUUCAUCAAAUAUAGUUACGGACUAUUUCGAUUAAAUUAACCUUAAAAAAAAAUAUUAAAUCAGUCCAUCCGUUUGGGAGCUACGAUAUUACAGCAAAC
Molecule: messenger RNA, 2873 nt
Organism: Hyposmocoma kahamanoa
Lineage: Eukaryota; Metazoa; Arthropoda; Insecta; Lepidoptera; Cosmopterigidae
Exons: 8
Coding region: 13-1551 (512 amino acids)
Biological process (GO): regulation of mRNA stability involved in response to oxidative stress
Cellular component (GO): nucleus; post-mRNA release spliceosomal complex; cytoplasm
Molecular function (GO): mRNA binding
Source: RefSeq, a predicted model, not a curated record